CGAGAUUCCUGUCAGAUUUUGUACCGCUAGAGCCCGACUUCCAGAAGCCACCUUCCUAAUUCUCCAACCAAGUCUUAUCCUAAUUCUCCAACCAAGUCUUAUCGUCCACAACGUGUCCUCGGCGCAUACAGCUGAUUUAGCAGAAUAAAUAUCGGGGAGAGCCCGGGUCGGGACUAUAGGGAAAACUGUCUUCUCCUCACAAGCAUAGGUUUAUUCGCCCUUUUCCCCGAAGACGCUGUCAGCGAUUUCCCUCGGCAUCUCCUGGUUCACGUUUUGGAAAGGGGACAGUCGUGCCUCUGCCUGCAUUCAUAUCCCGAGACCGACGGUGUGUUCCAAAGCAACGUCUUCUGUUCUGCCAUGACCAGGGACGUAUUUUCUCAGUGAACCAGCCAGUGUUAAUUUCUGAGGAUAAAAGCCUGAAACGAAGACGCGUCUCCGUUUUCAAUCAAAUGUCAUAAAACUGUUAUUGAGCACGAGUCAAUAGUUUUCUUGCGGGGACGACGCCGACUUUUUAAUUACUUCAGACUGUAAUAUAUCAGGGAAGAAGUCCCCCACUUGAGGGCGAAAUCAGACAUUCGAGGACGGCAAGUUCGAGAGCGCCAGGACCCGAGUCUUCCGUAUACAACAUGCAGAAAUGUCCGAGGAGGCAGGGUUGGAUGUGAGAGGCAGCAGCGAGGAGAGAAGCAGCCAGGCGCCCAGAGACCCAGAAAGCGAGAGGGCACCAGAGUCCAGCCUGAGAGGCACCGCCAACACCCCAACUACCACCUCUACCACCAGCAUCGCCUCCAACCACCACCAGCACAACAACAGCGCUAGCCCCACAGCCGUCUCCAACAGUAGCAGUGGCUCCAGUGGUACCAUAGGUGUUAGCAUAGUUAGCCGCAGCGCUAAGGGAGCAGAGGGGAGGUCCUCCAUGCAGUUCAGCACCAGACCUCCUAGUGCUGAGCCUGCCUUCAUGGGGACAUGGCAGCAACAGAGCACUGACCAGAGCAACCUCCUCUUCAGAAUGUCCCAGCAGGCGGGUGCUGUAACGCGGCUUCCUCUGAAGUGCGACAGGUGACUAUGGGC
This is a messenger RNA of Coregonus clupeaformis (lake whitefish), 1068 nucleotides long. Its product is annotated as putative protein TPRXL. The record is from RefSeq and is a predicted model, not a curated record. The transcript has 3 exons. The coding region runs from base 635 to 1060 and encodes 141 amino acids. Lineage: Eukaryota; Metazoa; Chordata; Actinopteri; Salmoniformes; Salmonidae.